CCGCAUAAAAUUCAUUGAAAUUCCCCUCCAUACAUCCCUCCAUCUACCUUCUGACCCAUCGUCCCCCGAACAAAUUCUCCCGCAACCACAAGUAAUCCUUAGGAAUUUGUUCACUUGAGAAUCAUCUCUCAAAAUGGCGGAAGAAGUUUACGAUGGUGCCAUCGGCAUUGAUCUAGGCACGACCUACUCCUGUGUCGCCGUCUACGAGGGCAACAAUGUCGAGAUUAUCGCCAACGAGCAGGGUAGCUUCACUACCCCUUCAUACGUCUCCUUCAACGAGAAGGAACGUUUGAUUGGUGAGGCCGCCAAGAACCAGGCUGCCAUGAACCCGCGAAACACCGUUUUCGAUGUCAAGCGUUUGAUUGGUCGACCCUUCAGCGACCCCAUCGUCAAGAAGGACAUUGAAUCAUGGCCCUUCAAGGUCGUCGAGCAAGGCACCAACCCCGUUGUCCAGGUCGACUACCUAGGACAGGAAAAGACUUUCUCUCCCCAGGAGAUCUCUGCCAUGGUUCUCGUCAAGAUGAAGGAGAUUGCCGAGACUAAGCUCGGAAAGAAGGUUGAGAAGGCAGUUGUCACCGUACCUGCCUACUUCAACGACAACCAGCGUCAAGCCACAAAGGACGCUGGUUCUAUCGCAGGUCUUAACGUUCUGCGUAUCAUCAACGAACCUACCGCCGCUGCCAUCGCGUACGGCUUGGGUUCCAACAAGUCUAACAAGGAACGUAACGUUCUCAUCUACGAUUUGGGUGGUGGUACUUUCGAUGUAUCCCUCCUUAACAUCCAGGGUGGUGUCUUCACUGUUAAGGCCACCGCUGGUGACACCCAUCUUGGUGGUCAAGAUUUCGACACCAACCUUCUCGACCACUGCAAGAAGGAGUUCCAGCGCAAGACUAAGAAGGACAUUUCUGGUGACCCGCGAGCCCUCCGAAGACUUCGUACUGCUUGUGAGCGUGCCAAGCGAACCCUAUCCAACGGUGCCCAAACCACCAUUGAAAUCGACUCGCUCUUCGACGGCGAGGAUUUCUUCCUUCAGAUCACCCGUGCCCGAUUUGAGGACUUGAACGCCAAGGCCUUCAACGGUACCUUGGAACCCGUUGCCCAGGUUCUUAAGGAUGCGUCCACCGAGAAGAGCGCUGUCGACGAGAUCGUGCUUGUUGGUGGUUCUACCCGUAUCCCCAAGAUCCAGAAGCUUCUCAGCGACUUCUUCGAUGGCAAGAAGCUUGAGAAGAGCAUCAACCCCGACGAAGCUGUCGCCUACGGUGCCGCCGUCCAGGCCGGUAUCCUCUCCGGCAAGGCCACGUCUGCCGACACUUCCGACCUUCUCUUGUUGGAUGUUGUUCCUCUGUCCCUCGGUGUUGCCAUGGAGGGUAACAUCUUCGCUCCCGUCGUGACCCGUGGUCAGACCGUCCCCACCAUCAAGAAGCGCACAUUCACCACUGUCGCCGACAACCAACAGACUGUGCAAUUCCCCGUUUACCAGGGUGAGCGUGUCAACUGUGAGGACAACACCUCUUUGGGAGAGUUCACUUUGGCUCCUAUUCCCCCCAUGCGAGCUGGUGAGGCCGUUCUCGAAGUUGUCUUCGAGGUCGACGUCAACGGUAUCCUCAAGGUCACUGCUACUGAGAAGACCUCCGGCCGCAGUGCUAACAUCACCAUCUCCAACUCUGUUGGUAAGCUCUCAUCGACUGAGAUCGAGAGCAUGAUCAACGACGCCGAGAAGUUCAAGAACAGCGACGAGGCUUUCAGCAAGCGAUUCGAGGCUAAGCAGCAACUCGAGUCCUACAUCAGCCGUGUCGAGGAGAUCAUCUCGGACCCGACCACCUCCCUCAAGUUCAAGCGUGGCCAGAAGGACAAGAUCGAGCAGUCGCUCAGCGAUGCGAUGGCCCAGCUCGAGAUUGAGGAGUCGUCUGCUGAUGACCUAAAGAAGAAGGAGUUGGCGUUGAAGAGACUAGUGACCAAGGCUAUGUCCUCAAGAUAAGCUGCUCUUUCAUCGUUCGGCGAGUUUUAGGUCAUGGAUUAUAGAUGGGCGGCUGGUUAGGUUCCCUAGUGUGUCAUAGGUGGCACUGAUGCACAUCUAUACGAUGAUGGAUUGGCAUUGGCAUCCUGAGAGUGGAAAAAAGGGAACUCGUAUGCUUUGCUUGGUUUGGCGAAGCAGGGAGGAAAACACAUAAAAGUCUUCCGGGUGGUUUCCGCACUUCCGAAC
Molecule: messenger RNA, 2203 nt
Organism: Hypoxylon trugodes
Lineage: Eukaryota; Fungi; Ascomycota; Sordariomycetes; Xylariales; Hypoxylaceae
Product: hsp70-like protein
Exons: 5
Coding region: 134-1978 (614 amino acids)
Biological process (GO): vesicle-mediated transport; cellular response to unfolded protein; protein refolding
Cellular component (GO): nucleus; plasma membrane; cytoplasm
Molecular function (GO): ATP hydrolysis activity; misfolded protein binding; ATP binding
Source: RefSeq, a predicted model, not a curated record